UUCGAGGUGUGCUGAAUUAAGAGACGCUUCUUGAAAAAGGUUGUGCUGAAACAAAGUAAACGAUCUUCGGGAUUCAAAGGAUUAUUUUCCAAUGGUAUUAGAUCCUGAAAGGGAGCGAGACACCAGUCAGAGACCAGUCAGGGAGGAGGGCAGAGGUGUGGAGGGGACACUGAACCAGAAUUCUGCAGCAAUGGAGAUUUCUGACUCAGCCAGUGAAUGUGAGGAGAGGCCCAGUUCUAGCCCAAUGGAGACAGAGGAGAGGUCCUUCAUAGCCAGUUUGCACUGUUUCAUGAAGGACCGAGGCACACCCAUUGAGAGGAUACCACACUUGGGCUUUAAGCAGAUUAACCUGUGGAAAAUCUACAAAGCUGUUGAGAAGCUUGGCAGUUACGACUCUGUGACAUCGCGGCGGCUGUGGAAGAAUGUGUAUGAUGAGCUGGGCGGCAGCCCAGGCAGCACCAGCGCUGCUACCUGCACCCGCAGACACUAUGAGAGGCUUGUUUUACCCUUUGAGAGACAGUUGAGGGGGGAGGAGGACAAACCUCUGCCUCCGAGCAAACCACGCAAACAGUACAAGAGGAGUCCAGAUGGCAAGGGGAGCAAGUCUGAGGUCAAGAGGAAGAGGCCCCAUCUGGAAAAGGAGACAGACUCUGAGGGCCAGGUACAUUCUACUCCAUUGUCUUCAUGGACUACUCCAUCUGAAAGGCUCCACCCAGACCAUCCUCCACCAAACAGUGAGACUACCGUGUGUGACGACCUCUCUUCCUCAGCAUGCACCCUAUCUCACCCAGCCCAGGGCCCUACUUCAUGCCCCUGGAGAGGAAGUCAGCUCCAGUCUGCUGCUGCAGAUAUCAUCUCUCCUCUGGAGAAGAAGAAGCGUAUGGCCCAGGCCAGCCUGAGCCAGUCCCAGGACUCCCAGAGCCCCAGACAGGGGGACUGUAAGGGCAGGCCCUCUGUGAUCCACUGCUCCCAGUCCCCAGGGCUGCUCCCUCCCAGCCGGACACGCACUACCUCUGAGGGCUCUCCUCUCCCUCCGUCGUCCUCCUCCUCCCGUAGCCCGUCCCCCUACUCCAUCUCUUCUGAGGACUGUCCAGCACUAACUGAAGACAGGCCGCCAGUACCAAAACCAGAAGUACCCGUUCAUUUUUCCAGCAACCCUAUAUCUGCCCACAGUGGGGUCCACAAGCCUCGGACCUGCAGCCCUGAUGUCAAGGAAUAUGUUGGCUUCCCUGGAGGACAAAGAGAUUUCCCUCAGGUCAGCCCCCUACCAGUUGAAACCGUCUCUAUCAAAGGUCAGAGUAAAAACUCUGUAUGGAGCCCAGUCUGCAAUGGGAGUAACAGACGUCCAGCUCACCAGAUACACCCACCAACGUCUUGCACAUAUACUGUUAGAUCUUGCUUGGUUCCAUCCACCUCCAGUUUCACCAAGGUUUAUCCCAAGUCUAUGGAGUCUUUGCGGCCUAUACCCUUUCAGCCAGGUUACACAUUCCAUCAGAACCCAAAUAGGCCCAUGUUGCAUGAUGACGGUCUGAUCUAUAAGAAGAAACUACAUAUGGUCCCUCGACAUUAUCAGAUGGAGAAAAAGGAGAAGUCCAGGACCAUGUUGCCCAAGCCACUUCCAACUCAACAACCUGUGUUCCACCCUAAUGCCAGCAUUCCAGUGUCCUACCUCAUCCCAGCCUAUGACAGGACAAGGGGAGACUCUGGGCAGAAGCCACCUGUACACCCUCUCUUUCUACCUACCCACGUCAGACUGUCCCAGUCCCAGACCAACCCUAUGUACCGCCAUGCCCCAACGGGACACACCCAUACUUCCUCUUAUGAGCCUGCUCUCUACUCCUAUCCCUAUCACAUUCCUAUGUGUAAUCCCCAUACUGGAUACAGCAUCACUGGUGUACAUUAUCCUCACACCAGGCUUUGAUAGCCCAGCCUAACUCUCAGAGCCUAUUGACAAUGUGACAAGUCAAACAGAGGUAAUGACAGUACCUGCUUCGUUCUAGACAUUUUCUAAACUUGCCUCGAACACCGCUGCAUUCUAUGUGAGUGAUCAACAGAGAAACAUUGUUGUGAUUAUUAUGCUGAGAUGUGCUCCCCUCCAUGGCAACUGACAGAAUUGCACUAAUAAAAAGGGCUAGACUUUCUGUAUUUGUAACAAUAACCUUGAGGUUUACUGCUAUGCACAUGUAUUUUUUAUGGUAUGAUCAAAUCAUUUUACAUGGAUAUAAUAUAUGAAACAACACAGAUUUAUUUUUCUAUUUCUGAAUAAAAUCUAAAAUAA
Molecule: messenger RNA, 2278 nt
Organism: Coregonus clupeaformis (lake whitefish)
Lineage: Eukaryota; Metazoa; Chordata; Actinopteri; Salmoniformes; Salmonidae
Product: AT-rich interactive domain-containing protein 5A
Exons: 7
Coding region: 92-1921 (609 amino acids)
Biological process (GO): regulation of transcription by RNA polymerase II
Cellular component (GO): nucleus
Molecular function (GO): transcription cis-regulatory region binding
Source: RefSeq, a predicted model, not a curated record